AUGGCCUUCAACAAUCCUCGAAUUACUUUGUUUACGGUUAUAACGACAUAUAAUGUGACGAUAAAAAUGGGAUUUUCGAUUUUCAAAAUUAUUUGUCAUGGAACAAAGGGAGUUAUUACCGAUACUUCCUAUUACUAG
Messenger RNA from Funneliformis mosseae, 138 nucleotides. NCBI's taxonomy places the organism in Eukaryota, Fungi, Glomeromycota, Glomeromycetes, Glomerales, Glomeraceae. The record is from the annotation of a GenBank genome assembly.